Pundamilia nyererei is the source of this 3907-nucleotide messenger RNA. RefSeq names its product chromosome unknown C1orf53 homolog (gene cunh1orf53). The transcript is spliced from 3 exons. The coding region runs from base 169 to 630 and encodes 153 amino acids. The record is from RefSeq and is a predicted model, not a curated record. Lineage: Eukaryota; Metazoa; Chordata; Actinopteri; Cichliformes; Cichlidae.
CAGGGGCCGAUGAGGAAGUAAAACACUUUCUGUGCAGCAAGGUGGGGAGAGGCUGGAUUUGAACAGUGUAGAUAACAUGAGCAGGGAAAGGCGCAUUCGCGUUUCUUUCCUCACACAGUGUCACAGUUGUUCUCUUAAUAAAAGCCGCUCCCUGCUUGUAACCUGCAGAUGGUUUAUCGCAGAAGCAUGUUUCGCAAAAACUUCCCGAGUAAAGCGUUUGUCUGCAGACUCGUUCUUCUCUGCUUCCACUUGAAUAAACGACUCGUAGCGAUGUCGAUGCCAAAGCUGUCGGGAGAAAGCUCCGAGCCACCGGCGAACAGCGGCGCGUCACAGAUCGACGAAGGCACGACAGCAGCAGACGUCAGCGACGCGGGGGGCGAAAACGACCCCUCCUCCGCGGGAAAGUUCACAGAGGGCGAGAUGGCCAUCCACAGAAUCCAUAGACUAGCGUGUGCGGCAAAGAAGCAGAUGUACGUUGACCCUUCCAGCGGGUAUAAGGUGUUCACAGAGUAUGCCCACCUUCAGAGAGGGAAGUGCUGCGGCAGUGCGUGCAGACACUGUCCAUAUGGCCAAGUCAACGUGAAGGACCUCGCCACGAAGAAGCGGUUCAAUUCCCUGUUUUACGUGUAGACCUAACAGCCUCGUGCCAAGGUAACGCGCUAGGAGCCUGUUUGGAAUGGAAGCCACCGCACGUUGCUUGUCUUCUGCCUGUCGUUAUUUGGACUACUUGAGUCAUUUUUUUCUUUUAGCCGUGUAAUAAAUGAUGAAAUAUGGGUAGUGUCUGUGCAAUACCUAUCUCUUAUGAAUCACAACUAUUCUUAGGAUUAUUUUCAUUCUGGCAAAAUGAGAAAGGAGGAGAACGGAUUUGUUCACUAGACCCUCAUGCAAACCAGCCUUUUAUCACAUUUUUGUUUUGUUCUGUUUUGCAGAUACUUGUUUUUUCCUCUCAGUGUCCAGUGAAAUGCCUUUGAGCCUCAUUUUUUCUUUUCUCUUCAAGAGUAUUUAAUAUUUUGUAGUAUUCUGCUCUUCUGAUGCAUUUACAAGGGUUGUGGGAGUAUGGAGAUGAAAAACUGAGAGUGCAUUUUAGAUCUUUGCCCUCCAGAUAAAGGGCAUAUAAGCGAAAGUAACUGUAAGAUAGUCAGAUGGAGUCUUGUGCUCUUUUGCUUCGCAUCGCUUGUUAUUUUUUUCCUCUCCCAAACGUACGACUGCAUGAAUAUUAGCAUCAUUUACACACCACAAGUGCUUGACUGAACUGUCUACCUUUGACUGAGAUACUGUGUUGUUAAAAAUAGGAAGGUGCCAGGGGUCAGCCCUCACACUUGGCUGCGCUGCUUUUACACCACUUGAUGGAAUCAGGCUGUUAGCAAACAUGCCACGGACAUCAACAGCAGCCCUCCCCACCGGACUUGCAGCUCAGCCUCCUGGCAACACUCGGCUACAGUGCAGCUCCCCGCGGCUGCUCUCCUGAGCCGCAGCCUAAUGAACUCCUGGGCCCUCUCAUCCCAGGACUGCAAUAGAUCAGCUCGGCGCUCACCAGCUCGCUUAGACGCACACAUGCGCAGGCAGGCUCGCUCCAUCGCAACACUGCGUGGCUCCUAAUAGGCCAAUAUAGAAUAAAGGUUGCACUUGACCGCGCGCUUCGUAGCCCUGAGUGAUAGCGCUAGGUAAGGUCAAGCGCUCGUAUAGAACUACCUAUGCCGUGGAAAGAUGCGGCGCUUGAUUUGCGAGUGCAUGUGGGUAGGCGGCGUGACGCCUCCGGGCGCUCGCCGCAAACCCAACGCGCACGCUCGUCCUUCUCCGCCCGAUUGGGCAAACGGCAUCGCCAUGAGAGGAUGUGUCUUUUCCUCGGCAGGUGGGUCCCAAAGGCAAGUGCUUAGCGAUCGGAGCAAAGCCCUGUGAGCGGCUGCAAGGAGAUCGGUGAUCCCGACAGUGCUGGGGAGGACAGGUUCUGGGGACGCGUCGUCAGGCGGGAUGAGAGGCGAGUUUAUUUGGUGUUAUUCUAAACCGAGGCAGCGGAGCGUGCGGCAGCAACAUUUCUACAGCGGGACGGCGAAGGUGUCACACUCAUCAAGUACCUGGGCCCGCUUGCCUGCCGCGGCUCUGCCGGUUUUGCCUAGGGACUCGUCUGUCACAUUAAAGUAGAUGCAUUGCCAUUCAGGGCCUCGGCGGUCCCGCAGCCUGACCAUGAAAUAGGCCAACUUUCAUGUCUGCCUCAUCCCUCCACGUCUUCCCAAUCCAGUGAUGGCACAGUUUGAAUUUUUUCCCCUCCAUCAUCUUCCAGCCUAGCAGUUUGUGACUGAGACGCAAACAGCACACCUUCCACAGAUUAGCAGAGAAAUGCACUCCGGUUACUAAUUCAUCCUUAAUUCAUUAGCGGAUUGAUUGAGUAGCCUGUGAAGUGCACUGGGACAAUGAGAGAGAGCGUUCAGCUAGUUUCUGUGUUUAAUCACUGAAACAAAUUAAUUUAUCUAACGUUGAUUAAAGUCCCGCCUUUUAUUUGGGUUGUCUCUGGGUUGAGCUGCACCACGAUCAUUUUCUCUUUUACCCACAGUGCACAUGUGCUCCCAGCAGCCGGUUAGACACGUGAGGCGUCUCUCUCAGGCGUUUUGGACUGAACAUGUCGGACCCUCAGCUGGAGCAUAUGCUGUACUGGAGCAGAGUGGCAGCUAUACGCCGUGUGCCUUUCUGCAGGAUGAUGGCACUAGCUGCAGAGAAAGAGCGAGCUGUCCAGUUUGGAUCUGUGACCAGACGUGCUCCAGUCACAACCAGUUGACAGGCCAAGCAGCAGCCCCCACCCCCAUCGCACCCCAUCUCAAAGGGGCACAGCAGCCCCGCGGCCAGUGGCCCCGACCACAGUCGGUUACAGCGUCUCCAUCACUGCUGGCCGGAGCAGCCAGGAACUGACACAAGGUUGGCAGGGAAAAAAACUUAAGUGUCAGCCAUAUGAUGGCUGAAAGGAACAUCAGUCUCUGCAAUUGGCCAGGCACCGCUCAGUAUGCCUGCCUGCGUGUGUGUGUGUGUGUGUGUGUCUUGAUAUUGAAGCAGCAUUUGAGCAGCCCCUACAUCAACGUCUGGUCGUUCUACACAGACAAUGUCAGCUCGCCUCGGGGCAGCAGCCUCCACAGUGGUCAUAUGGACAACCACAUCCCUGUGGUAGAAUUAGUGAUAAAAAACACACAUGGCCACUGAGUGACAGUCAGCGCACCAGAUUCCUUUGGACAGACAGGGCUGCAAAUAGCACAGAGGAGCAGUUUCUCCCUCAGACCGCAACUGGUGGUCAGGCUCAUGCCAGGCCGAGCCGCGGUCGCCAGAUGAGCCCAGAUAAAAGCAGAGUCGGGGGCAGUCAAAGGCACUUAAGCGCCCAAGGAGCACUUUGGCCUGUUUAUUUCCCUCCUGGUUUUGCAUCGCCGCAGUCGUUCGUGAUUUCUCAUCUGCGCUUUGGACCCGACGUGUCGCCGCUUUCUUCAGCUGUCACGCCGUCUAACCUCCAGCUCGCUUCACAUUACGCCGUCUUCUGACUCUGUGUCCUCGCUCACUGAAGUAGAAAGACGGCGCUUGUUUGACAGCAAAACGAUAUUUACUAACCCUCUCCUCGCAAACGCUGCUCUGCCCCAUAAGGUUAUGUAGUGAUAAAUAACAUCCAUCUAUUAUGUUUCCAUGUCCUUUCUAGUGUGUCCAGAUACGGACUAAUACACGCACCAUUCCCCAGAAGGAUACCGUGUCCCCAGAGGUGCUGGGGGUGGGUGGGGUGCAUGUAGUGGUAGCUGUUCUGGAGGCAGGGAGGGGAGGCAGGCAGCAGUUGGUGUGCAGAGAGCAGCGGCUCAGGCUGGCUAGUUAAGAGCUUCUCUUUCCUAUCCUCCAUCUGCCAGGGACCGGGGUUGUGAUUUGAGCUCCAGCAGAGCAGAGC